GGAGGAGCCCGGAGGCUGCUCGCGAGGCUGGAGGCUCCCCGCAGAGCUUAAAUGCUCUCCUGUACUUAAACCGGUGCGACUUUCUCACCGGAUAAACCUGAAACGCCCAAGCAACAUCUUUCCCUGCCGGGUAACUCGCUUUUUCUGUUUGUUUGUUCCUUUCUUUCCCUCGCCGUACGUGCGUGCAAUUAAUGGAAGCGGUUUCAUUCUCCUCGAAACAGCUGGGAAGCCGAAGGCGGUGCCGUCGGUGAGGAGCCCUUUGCCCGUCCCGUGCCUGCUUUCCCACCGCUCGGGCUGUAAAUUCUCCUUUCAGCGCGUGGCCGAACCUCGAGCGCCGUUUGUGCAGCUGCUGCCCUGGCGCCCAGGGUCACCUCCGUGCCUGGUGGGCGCCCGUGGCCCCCCGCCCCCCCGCUGCACCAUGGCGUCCCGCAUCGGCCUGCGGAUGGAGCUGAUGAAGCAGCAGGCGCAGCAGGAGGCCGAGAGGGAGCGCAUGCAGCAGCAGAUGAUGAUGAACUACAUGCAGCAGCAGCGGAUGCCGGUGGCCUCCAGCCCGGCCAUCAACACCCCCGUCCACUACCAGUCCCCGCCGCCCGUGCCCGGAGAGGUCCUCAAGGUGCAGUCCUACCUGGAGAACCCCACCACCUACCACCUGCAGAAGUCGCGGGACAAGAAGGUGCAGGCGUACCUCUCCGAGACCUACGGGAACAAGUUCGCCGCCCACGUCAGCCCCGCCAGCCACUCGCCAAAGCCACCUCCGGCCGCGUCCCCCGGCGUGCGGCCCGGCCACGUCCUGUCCUCCUCGGCGGGCAACAGCGCGCCCAACAGCCCCAUGGCCAUGCUCAACAUCGGCUCCAACCCCGAGAGGGAGUUCGAUGAGGUCAUCGAUGACAUCAUGCGCCUGGAUGAUGUUUUGGGCUACAUGAACCCCGAAGUCCACAUGCCCAACACGCUGCCGAUGUCCAGCAGUCACAUGAAUGUGUACAGCGGGGACCCCCAAGUGACCGCCUCGCUCGUCGGCGUCACCAGCAGCUCCUGCCCCGCCGACCUCACCCAGAAGAGAGAGUUGACAGAUGCCGAGAGCCGAGCCCUGGCAAAGGAGCGCCAGAAGAAGGACAAUCACAACCUGAUUGAGAGGCGGCGAAGGUUCAACAUCAACGACCGCAUCAAGGAGCUGGGGAUGCUGAUCCCCAAGGCCAACGACCUGGACGUGCGCUGGAACAAAGGGACGAUCCUGAAGGCUUCCGUGGACUACAUCAAGAGGAUGCAGAAGGACUUGCAGAGGUCGCGGGACCUGGAGAACCACUCCCGGCGGCUGGAGAUGACGAACAAGCAGCUGCUGCUCCGCAUCCAGGAGCUGGAGAUGCAGGCGCGUGUCCACGGGCUGCCCACCUCCUCGCCCUCGGGUGUCAACGUGGCCGAGCUGGCCCAGCAGGUGGUGAAGCAAGAAGCCGGCGGGGACGAGGGGACGCUGGAGCCGCUGCUUCCCCCCCAGGACCCCGAAUCGCAGCCGACGCUGCCUCCGCCGCCGCAGUCUCCCUACCACCAGCUGGACUUUACCCACAGCCUGAGCUUCGACGACGGCUCCCGGGGUUUCCCCGAUAGCCUGGAGCCCGGCCACGGCGCUUCCUUCCCUUCGCUCUCCAAGAAGGAGCUGGACUUGAUGCUGAUGCAGGACACCAUGCUGCCCCUGGCCUCCGACCCCUUGUUCUCGGCCAUGUCCCCGGAGGCCUCCAAGGCCAGCAGUCGCCGCAGCAGCUUCAGCAUGGAGGACGCGGACAUGCUGUGACGAGGAGCUGCGCCCGCGCUGGGGGCGAGGACUGGGCCUUCGAGUUUGGUUGCUGAAGUCACGGCGCGCUCUUCCUCCCCUCCCCGGAGGAGGAGCCCGGCCCGCCGAGCACCUGAAUCUACGUAGGAGUACAUUUUCUCUAUGCAAUGGGGGGGGGGGGGGAGGGCUCGCUUCAAGGCUCGCCGGGUACCGCCACGUCUUUUGCAAGCUUUUUAUUUUAUUUUAUUUUAUUUUGCCCGGAGCUGGAGCCGACCUUCUUGGCUUGCCGUGGCAUUGGCCUGACUGCAGCUUUUCCCAGCCCUCGGCUGCCUUCACCUUCCAGCAAAACCCUCCCGGACCGUGCUCCUUCCCCAGGGCUCGGAGCGGAUCGAGGCGCCUCCAAGUCCCCGGAGGGAGAGGAUGCUCAGAGCUUUUUGCCUUGCUACCCCCUCGCCCCCUCCUGGAUCCGACGGCCCCACGGAUGCCAUCGGUGGCUGCAUCCACCUCCCCGCAGGGGCUUCUCCUUCCCUGCGGGUGCCGGGGAGGCAGGAGCGGUGCUGCCCGGCCCCACAGCACCGACCUCCUCCUCUAGGUAGUGGGGAGAGCAAAUUAAUUCACGGGGCACGGGAGGGGUCCCGUGAGUUUUGUUGCUUCGGUGUCCCGGGGCUCGUUUGGGUGUGCAGCUCCGCCACAGCUCGCGCAAACCCUCGGUGGGGGGGUCCGGCAGCGCCCCAAACCCCGUUGUCACCUGGGCACCGGUGACAUCCA
Oxyura jamaicensis (ruddy duck) is the source of this 2533-nucleotide messenger RNA. RefSeq names its product transcription factor EB (gene TFEB). Gene Ontology annotation, cellular component: nucleus. Bases 419 to 1786 code for a protein of 455 amino acids. The transcript is spliced from 9 exons. The record is from RefSeq and is a predicted model, not a curated record. Gene Ontology annotation, molecular function: RNA polymerase II cis-regulatory region sequence-specific DNA binding; DNA-binding transcription factor activity, RNA polymerase II-specific; protein dimerization activity. NCBI's taxonomy places the organism in Eukaryota, Metazoa, Chordata, Aves, Anseriformes, Anatidae. Gene Ontology annotation, biological process: regulation of transcription by RNA polymerase II; positive regulation of DNA-templated transcription; humoral immune response.